This is a messenger RNA of Amphibalanus amphitrite, 2434 nucleotides long. Its product is annotated as sorting nexin-7-like. The transcript is spliced from 10 exons. The record is from RefSeq and is a predicted model, not a curated record. Lineage: Eukaryota; Metazoa; Arthropoda; Thecostraca; Balanomorpha; Balanidae. The coding region runs from base 275 to 1627 and encodes 450 amino acids. Gene Ontology annotation, molecular function: phosphatidylinositol binding.
GAACGGGCGUUGAUGGCGAACUAGCGCAGCGGCGGCAAAAUAGGUUGAUGGUUACUGAGCAUAAAGCCGAUAGAUAAUUGCAUAAUUUUCAGUAAAAUUUAAUGAAAUUCGCCGUGUUGUGUGGUUAUCUUAAAGAAUAAUCAAUUUCUAUCCUAAAUGAGACCUUCGUGAUGUGUGAAUAGCUAUAAUUCCUCACCAUUUUACAGGUCCCUUGCCAUAUUUUGCAGCCAGGGUUUCUGUUCUGCUGUUAAGCUACUUUUAGCGGUAAAUAUUGAUGGCAAGUCCGACAAUGGCAACUCUGGAUGUUACCCAGGAGGCUGCUGUGAAGCCUUCAGUUCUGAAUCUGGCCGAUGAGUCUUCAAUGAUUGACGAAGUCAACAAUUCACAAUAUAUUGCCACGCCAUCCGUGGCCAGCGUCUCCUGGGAUGACCUUGACCCGACCGACACACGUGACCUGCAGAUCAAGGUCGAUGACCCACAGAAGCAUGUCACCAGCAUGGAGACCUACAUUACAUUCCGCAUAUCAACUAAGACAUCGCGCGCCGAGUUUGACGACAGCGAGUACUCUGUCCGGCGCCGGUACAACGAGUUUCUGUGGCUGAGAGCGCGCCUCACCGAGGCAUACCCUACUCACAUUGUCCCGCCUCUACCGGAGAAGCACAGCCUGCUGGGUCAGCUGGACCGCUACCAGCGCGACUUCAUCCGGUCCCGGAUGGCGCUGCUGCACCGCUUCAUGAACCGCGUGGCCGACCACCCCGUGCUCAGCUGCAACGACAGCUUCAAGCUGUUCCUCGUCUCCAAACCGUCGGAGUUUGCCGUGCACCGCAGUCGGGGUCGCAGUGUGCUGAACCGCGUCUCCGAGUCGCUGCACGGCCUCACCACUGCCGGCGUCCAGAGCCGCUCACCGGAGAUCCAGCGCGUGCUCGACUACGCCGAGAAGCUGAGCGACAAGCUGACUGCCCUGGAGAAGGCCAGCAGCCGCAUCCAUAAGGACAAGACAGUGAUGAUCGGUGAGAUGCAGCGGCUGCAUCCGACACUGACGCUGAUGUCGGCCUCGGAGCCGGAGCUGGGGCCGCUGCUGCGCGCCGCCGCCGGCGCCGUAUCGCGCUGCGCGGCCGCCGAGCAGGCCGUGACGGACGCGCAGCCGGCGCAGCUCGAGCAGCCGCUGCGCGAGUACGUGCUGUACGCAGAGGCGAUCCGGGAGGCGCUCGGACGCCGGGACGCCGUACAGGCGCAGUUCGAGGCCACGGCGGCGGAAAUACAGCGGAAGGAGGCCGAGCGGGCGCAGGUGAACGCCGGUCACGCCCCAUCCGGCCUGAGCUGGGUGUUCAGUCGCGCCACCCCCGAGGCCCUCAAAGCCGAGGAGGAGAAACUCGGCAAACAGCUCCACCAGCUCAAGGUCGAUCUGGAGUCUCUGAACGACCGUCUGGAGUGCGCCAACUCGAACCUGCUCGCCGACAUGGAGCGCUGGGAGAAGCUCAAGGUUCGCGACAUCUCUCAGUUGCUCGGCGCCAUGGGCGACAGCCAGAUCAACUUCUACGAGGAGUGCCUGGCCUCGUGGGAGUCAGCCCUGGCUGUGUCCGAGAUGACACUGGACCCCUCGCGGGACCGUCCGUCAGCCAACUGACGCGCCGGACGAGCACACGCCCUACAGGCACCUCCCGGCAGCUAGCUGCGCCGCCACCGACAUUCCACGCUCACUGCACGGCGGCUGGAGACGGACCGCUGAGGAGAGGAGCGCCACCGCUGGCGGGUGGCCGGCCCGGAGAUGGAGGAGGGUGAGGUGUUGAUGUCAACAGGGUUAUGGCGUGUCCAGCUCCACUCGCCAAGCGUCCUGGAGCUGGAUGGGCGAGAGGGAGCGUUCUAGCGACGGGCGCUUGGAGAUGGUGUCCAGCGCCAAAGAUUGGUAUGGGCGGUACGCGGCUUGGCUUCUAUGUGUGUUGGUUGGUGCGAUACGCGAUGUUGUACUGGAGAUGGCAUCGGAUGUCGACUUGGUGUGGCAAUGGUUUUUUGGCGUCUGAGAAAAGCUAUUUGUGGGCUUAUGAGAACAGAUAUCCGCAUGUGUACAGGAUCUGGGAUAGUUGAUAUCCGCUUGUGGCCAAGAUCUGAAGGCCUUGCCGGUGGGGAGGCCACAGAAUGUGAUGGCAGAGGUUGUGUCAUAGGCAGUGUUUUCCUGCUCUCUGAGUAUUGUUUUGUUUUUGAAGCUUAUACCGAUUGUAACCGACAACUGUAUAUGUCCGAUAUAUAUGUUGGCGUCUGUGAGACGCGUUGGCGAUCCGCGACCGACCAAAGUCCGCUGCUGCUUUUCACAACACCCAAUCUGAACGUGUUUAUUAUGUUGCUUCUGUCGUGUAGCAUGUCCAAAGUAUAUUUGUGCUUGCAUGCUAUGAUCUCUUACCCUACACUGUUAAAUAAAGUUAUUCGUCUACAAUUG